Messenger RNA from Astyanax mexicanus (Mexican tetra), 7371 nucleotides. It is a transcript of the gene gipc1, whose product is annotated as GIPC PDZ domain containing family, member 1. NCBI's taxonomy places the organism in Eukaryota, Metazoa, Chordata, Actinopteri, Characiformes, Acestrorhamphidae. The record is from RefSeq and is a predicted model, not a curated record. The transcript has 7 exons. Gene Ontology annotation, molecular function: protein binding. Bases 362 to 1372 code for a protein of 336 amino acids.
ACAGGCUAAUUAGCGAGCGAGCUAACGGUGGAUAGUUAGCCUGAUAGUUAGGCUAGCUAGGUGGCUAGCAGAGUUUUCCAGACCGCUGAAGUGUUGUCAGCAGCCGUGGUGGAUCUGUUAAACCUCGUUUAUGUAGCUGAGUGUCAGUAAUUAGUCUGGGUAAAGAGUCUGAGUCGUAACGUACAGUUUAACCCGCCUGUUGAGUGAGCUAACGGUCUGAAGAUUUCCAUUUAAAUGGCUUGAACCUAACGGACAGUUGCUUUGAAACUGUUGGCUGUAAAAUUGUAUUGACACCACUGACACAAAGCUGUGCCCAGUACUUUCAUACUAUUAAACAUUGAACACCAGUGAAGAAUCCAGAAUGCCACUUGGAUUGGGGCGAAGGAAGAAGGCGUCGCCACUGGUGGAAAAUGAGGAGGCAGAACCCAUCCGUGCCGGUCUCAACGUGCCUGGGCUGGAUGGGCUUGACGGCAGUGGGGUCGGACUUGCUGAGGGCGCAGCACAGGAAGGCCUGCCGCCUCCACCUACCAACCUUCGCCCUCGCCUGAUUUUCCACACCCAGCUGGCACACGGCAGCCCCACAGGACGUAUCGAAGGAUUCAGCAACGUCCGUGAGCUCUAUGCCAAGAUCGGAGAAGCGUUUGGGAUCCCACCUGCAGAGGUUAUGUUUUGCACACUAAACACCCACAAGGUGGACAUGGACAAACUGCUGGGUGGCCAGAUUGGACUGGAGGACUUUAUUUUUGCUCAUGUGAAGGGCCAGAGGAAAGAAGUAGAAGUGUUCAAGGGGGAGGAUGCUCUCGGACUCACGAUCACUGACAAUGGAGCAGGCUACGCUUUCAUUAAGAGAAUAAGGGAGGGCAGCAUCAUCCAUCAAAUCCAGGUCAUAAACGUUGGGGACAUGAUUGAGUCAAUCAAUGGACAAAUACUUAUCGGAUGUCGACACUACGAGGUUGCCAAGAUGCUCAAGGAGCUGCCCAGGGGGAAGAACUUUGUCCUGAAGCUGGUGGAACCAUUAAAGGCCUUUGAUAUGAUCAGUCAGAGGACCGGGGGCAGGUCCGGCUCAGGGGUCCAGCUAGGCACUGGCAGGGGAACGCUACGCCUGAGGUCCAAAGGACCCGCAACAGUAGAGGAACUGCCUUCAGCGUUUGAGGAAAAGGCAAUUGAAAAGGUUGACGAUCUGCUGGAGAACUACAUGGGUAUAAGAGAUAGUGAGCUGGCUGCUACGAUGGUGGAGUUGGGGAAAGACAAGAGGAACCCAGAUGAGUUCGCUGAGGCCUUGGACGAGACGCUGGGUGACUUUGCCUUCCCAGAUGAAUUUGUGUUUGACGUGUGGGGUGCCAUCGGUGAUGCGAAGGUCGGUCGGGUCUAGUGCUGGAAAUGGGAGACGGCGGAAUUUGAAUAGGGUCCAGGCAGAGGCGUUUAAAGAAGGUGGCCCAGCCACCAAUCACAGCGCUACUACAAAACACUAUAGCACCCUUAUAGUGUCUGUUUAUUAUUUUGAGUUUUACAAACCGAAUUACUUCAGCUGUCUUUGUCGGGAGCGUACUCUGGGAGUGUUUUUAGUUUUUUUUUUUUUGUUUGUUUUUUUUUUGUUGUUUUUUUUUAAAUGCAACUUGUAUGCAAAACUCUAAAUUCCUUUUUCUUCUGACCCUUUCCGUCUUUAUCCUAAUGCUGUUGCUGUUGAGCUGGCCCUUAAGAUACACUAAUGUGAAAUACAGAUGUUAGCGCUUGUAUUUCUUUGAACUUUAGACACUAAUUGCGUUUGAUAAUUGCUAUGAAAAAAAAAAAAGUCUCACCAUUGUACCACUGGCAGAAAAGUUUACUUGGCUUUUCAGCACCUUUUCCAGGUUUCUGGUACCUUUGGGAGACGUGUAGGGACCGUGGAUUACUCGUCAUCCCCGAGACUCUUUACAAACUGUGAGCUUCACUUUGCACUGUGUUGCACUGUUGCGCUGUAUGGACUGCACUGUGAUGCACGGUAGGCCUGCACAAUAUUCUUAUUAGUCACGGUGCCCCUAGUAGUUACUUGUUGAAUCUUUUUUUUUUUUUUUUUUUGCAUAUUACAGUAUUUUGCAAUAUUAUUAUUACAAUGGAUGAUGUCACAAAACAGUAUGUUGUUUGGGGUUGGAAGCAAUUGUUCCUUUGAAACAAGAUUCUCAAUAAUAGAUGAUAUUUUCAUGAUUUCAAAUCACAAGUAUUUUACUGUUACAUAUUUAGUAUGUUUAGGAUAGUUUUCACUUGCCUUUUGUUUUACAAGGUAAAGUGAACCACAGGUAUUUACACUUUGUAGACAAAUGCAUCUCCAGUGAGUCAUACUGAAAUCUGAUUACUGUUUGGGAUGUAAUUAGCAAAUUUAUAGGUGCAUCUCAAAAAAAUAGAAUAUGAUUGAGAAGUUACUUUACUUCAGUAUUUAAGUUCACAAUGUGAAACUCCUAUAUUAUAUAGAUGUAUUACACACAGAGUGAUCUAUUAUUAUAAGCGUAUAUUUCUUUCAUAAAUUACUGAAAUAAAGUACAUUUUUUAUGAUAUUCUACUUUUUUGAGAUGCAUCUGUACUUGUAAAAAUAAUAUAAUGAUAUUUCUGGGUAUUUAUGCGAUAAUUAUAUUUUUGGCAAUAUAAUAAAACAUGCAUUUAAAGACAGAUUGACUACUGUGACUACUAAGAGUGUCUACUGCAAUAAAACAAAUAUGAAAAAAAAAUAUAUAAAAAUUUAAGUUCUUACAAAGACUUACAUAGAUAAAGUAAUACAAUAAAAAUCUACCAUCAAAACUAAAGAGCAGCAUAAUAGGUGCUCGAGUAUCAACAGCCAACAAACAAAAACAAAAAAUAACACGUAAAUAGCUAAACAAAUACAAAAUAGGCUCAAUUUAAUAUUAUAAUUAUUAUGAUAUGAUUUUUUUUUUGUGUCAAAAAUGCUUGUGGUAUUACCACAAACGAUAUUAUAUGGCUGUUAUGUUUAAUGGCUAAUAUGUUUGCUGGUGUUUUGAUAGGUGCUAGGAAUAGUUUUAGUUGUACUGGAGGGGGCUUGAGUGCAUCUCAGAUCACCUCCUGAAGUGGUGUGAGUAACUGGAUUUCUGAGUAUCUGGUUUAAAUGUUAAAUCUGGUUUAAAUGUCUUGUUUGUGUUUACACUUGUAUUUUUAUAUGGUUUUGUCUUAUCCAGAUAUAAUCAUGAGUCUCAAGAUGCAUGAAGUGACCAGGUGUAAACAGGGUCGCUGAUUUACUUGAAACACCACAAUAGGUGUAUUAAAACCAGAUACAAAUCCGAUUGCUCAAACCGCUUUAGGAGGUGAUGUAACACUCAAUUAAGCCAUGUGUUAUAGAAGUGUAAACACACACAUCCGAGAUGCAUUUGAGUACCAAGUAUAAAUGCAUGUGGCUAAAGUCUUGCCAGGAUACAAUCCAGAUAAUGGUCACAUGAAACUACCAGGUGUGAACAGGGUCUAGAAUGCUUUAGGGGAAUUGGAUCCAGAUUAUUUUUCCAAAAAGGAAAAAGUACUACAGUAAAUUUGACUGUCUAAAACCCUGAGUGCUGCAGUUCAUAAUACACUAUAUAUUGUGCAGCUCUAAAGCACAGCCAGCACAACACAGUGUAGAACCACACACACACACACACACACACACACACACACAUACACGUAUAUACGCCUGCUGGUCAGCAUACACUGUGUAGUGCUGCUCUGGCUCUUGCAUGUACAGUGCAGUUUGGAACCACUUUAAAAGAUGUUACACUACAAUGACUCCUUCAAGCAUGUACUGUCAUGUUUUAUAUUCUUUAUAUUGUCUUGUUUUAUAUGAAGGAAUGAAGCCUCAGUGAUGUUUUUAACCAAAUUGCCUUUCUAUGUUUUUUUUUUUUUUUUUAAUUAAUGGAUGGCAUGCUGUUGUUCAUUCCACACACUCCUAUGCAUAAUUUUGUCUAGGGAUGCAUGAAUACCGAUACCGAUCAAUAUCGGGCCCAAUACCAUUCAAAUGUAUUCGUGCUCGCGAAACCGAGGCCCCGAUACCAACAUCCAAUUCCUAUUGCACAUUGCUGCACUGAAUAAUAGAUAGAUAAUGAUAAACUUUUAUCGCUCAAGUCCGAAUUAUACAUACUGAUUCCCGCAGAACCACAGCACUGGAGAUGGAACGAGUGAGAAAAUGAGUAGAAAAAAAAAGAGAGAUAUAUAGAGAGAAUACAACUGUCUAAACACCAGCAGUUCAGAAAAACAUAAUUCAUGAAGUACCCUGUAAGAAGCUGUGCAGCAUCACAUUUUGGAGUGAUGUGGGGAGAGAGCAUUACUAUCCACCGUGAGAGACCAAGGCCAAUUAUGCUCUCUCAGGGGCUCCAGCAGCUGAUGGCUAGCUGCAUAACCGGGAUUCAAACCAGCGACCUCUCGAUCAUAGUGAUAGCGACUUAGUCACUUUAAACCACUCUGAGCCCCAGCCCCCAAAAUUUAUAUAAGCACUUUUUUACACUAACAGCUACCCUAUUACGUAAUCCUUAUCCUGAUCAAUUAAUCCGGAAUAGGUUUUGGUAUCGGCGAGAACAAAAAUAUAUAUACUUGUACUCGGUUAGGAAAAAUGGUAUCGAUGCAUCCCUAAAUUAGACAUUUGUCUCCAAAUUCUAGAACAAGUUUUCCACACACUGGCUGUCUUAAAUGUCCAGAACAGUGUCCACUUUAUAAUAGCAACAAAAAAAUGCAGUGAUGUUUUGAGAUACUUUGAGAAUCUCAAGUAUGAAUCUGUAUGAAAUGAUACUUAAAGUUGUAUCAUCUUUUUUCCCCCAAAUGUUUCCAAAGAUUCCAGCAGUUAUUCACUCUUUUCUUCUCAGACAGGCUAUGUGAUGGGUCUGGACAGACGUGUUUAUUAAAAAGAGUGUGUGGGACAAAUUAAAGCAUGCCCUAGAUAUUGAUGGAAGGUGAUUUGGAUUAAAAAUAGCUGGUUUUGAAGCCUGUAAACUGAGUAAAAGUGACUGCACUGUAAACUUUAUUUUUGGUAGAUUGCCUUUCAAAGGAAUAUUUUAGGGUUUUUCUACCUAAAAUAAUUCAUACAUAUAGAUAUUUUAAUACAAUAGAGGCACAUCAGAUUCUAUUUGUUUAAUCAGCUAGCCUCAGUCUUUUAAGCAACUGGUUAAUUGUGCAUAUGUGCCUCCGCUUAGUUGAAAUGAAAACCUGCACAAAAAAAAAAAAAAAGGAAAUUAUUUGAAAAGUAAAUCUGUUGAAAUAGUCAUAACACCAGCUUUAAAGCAUGGUGGCGGUGGGAUUCUCAGGUGUUUCUACAGGACAUUGACCCCAAACAGGUGGUUCAUGAAAACCAAUUAAUUUAAUUGAACUCUAUUAAUUAAACUCGUAAAAAAACAAGUUACGAAUAAAAAUUUAAUAAAAACUCGUAAUGUCUUACCAUGUACCAUCAUGUAUCUUACAGAUUGUGAGCACAAACAUACAAACAUUUGGUUGUCAUUUAUUAGUUUCUUUGCAAUUUGGAAUAGAUGGAAAAACCCUUGAUUAUUCCUUUCACAUGGCACACAUUCCCACUUCCUCCAGAAGUGAUAUAGAAGCUUGUUUUUAUGAGUGAGCAAACGAGAGAGGUGUGUACACUACAUUUUCUAAUAUCCGUUACUGUUAUUUAGUAAACCUUUGGUGAACUGCAGCCUAUUGCCAAACUUCUGAGAACGGUUUUCUAACAGAUCAGUAUUAAAGCAGUAUUCAUAGAAUAUUACCAGCAGUAUUUCAGCUGUUGCAUCAUCUCCGGCUUUGAGCACUGAAAAAAAAGAAAGAAAAAACAUCCUUGAGGUCUUAUUUAAAUGUCAAACUGGAACAAGGCCAUGAUUUCAAGAUCUUCGUUAUUAUAGCUUUUGAGAGAGACAUUGGAGAGAUUUGAGAGAGAAUUCUUUGGCCUUGGGAUCUCGUAUCUCUUAUUACAGUGUUAUACACUCUUAAAAAUCCUAAAAAUAAAGAUGAUACACAGUGUUCUUUGAGGGAUAUAUUUUAAUAUAGAAAUAGUUUUUUUUUAUUUUUUAUUUUUUUAAAGAUCAGCUCUUGCAAAAGAGACUGUAAGUGAGUAAGUGAAAAAACAUUUUGAAGGUUGAAAGAAGAAAUGUUCACUUAAUGUUAAGAUGAUUGAUUUUUUUUUUUUUUUUUGUCAUGUGAUACGACUCAAAGAAUCCUUUGUAGCAGCUUUAUUUAUAUUUUAGGGUGUACUCACACUAGGCACGGUUUGGUUGAAUUGUGCUGGAGCAGAGUUCUUCCCCCUCCCCACUCCCCCGCUGACCUGCACUCACACUGCGUUUAAACAAUCCGUUCCCAAGCUCACUUACGUCAUUGAUCACUGCUCAGUAGGCUUGCCAUUGUUGUGCAUUGUUGUGAAUUUAGCACCCCCACCAUGUAAAGCACCCUCUCUCGGGAGCGCAUAUAUACAGUCUUCUUGAUAAAAGCGAGACAAUAGGAUAUAAUCUGCUUUAACUUACUUAGAAAUAUGCACCAAAAGUCACGGUUAUCUCAGUCACGGUUACAUACAUAGCGCCAUAGUGCACACUCCAGAGAGAGGGUGCUUUUCCUGGUGGGGCUGCUGAAUUCAACACAACAUCAAGCCAUGUUUGUUUACAGGAACAUCACUGACGUCAUCAUCCAUGGUUAGGAGCGAUUACACUAGUGAAACUAGCCGUGUUUUGGGGGAGGUAAAUGUGCAUGGGCACAACAUGGAUUGCCUAGUGUGAGUACACCCUAAGAGUGUAGAUUGGAUGUUGGAUGUUACAGUUACGCAAAUGUGGCUUAAUGUUUGCAGACAUGAGACACAUUUAGUAGAGGUAAGGGUUUGGGGUUGGGAUGGGUUUGAUAUAUAAUGAAGUUUAGAUAUCAGAUGAAUUUCCAGACUCUGGUAUAAUGAGAAGCACCAACAGUCUGGACCAGAUGUGUUUCAUAUGGUGACGAACCAAAGCGUUCGUUUUUCAGUAUUUAGCUGUGACUCUUUUUCUGGCUAAUCUUGUUUAAUGUCGGAAUCAGAUUUCUUUGUACUUUCUUUUCCUUUUUUUUUUUUUUUUUUACUUCUUGGUUUCCGGUGUUGCUUUUUACAAUGCGCCCGAAGCCAGGUCUGUUGUUGAUGAUUUGCUUUGUCUUCCUUCAGUGCUUGUUUGGAUGUAUAAUAGCCUAAAACCUGUUUUUAAGAAAAGUUAUUAGAUGCUGUUCGUUGCACUUGAUACUGUCUUGGUCUUUGAUGGUUUCAAUGUUAGACUGUUACAAUGUUACAAGUCUUGGACUACCGUUUAAAGCGCAAUAAUAAUCAUGAUUCAGAGUCUUAUGUCGUCAAUCAUGUCGUCAGGGCAGGAAUAUUGUUUACUCAGUUGUUACUUAUUGCACCGAUUUCUCAGCAUCAUUAAAAUGAACAAAGCACUA